ACUUCCGGAUUCUUCGUCACUUCCUUUGCAACCAAGCUUCUCCGUUGCUACGCUACAUGGAUACCGAGUCUGCUUGAUUCGUCUUGUUUCAUCGUCGACAACUUAAUUUAUAACAUAAACCAAUUUAACUGGAUUUUUUUUUUUUUCUUCUUUUUAACCAAAUUGACCAACCAUGGCGAAUCCCCACCGUACGAAUGUUCUGGUGACUUCGUGUCUGAAAACUCCGGUAGACCCGCACACCAAAGCUCCGUUAGCGUCAUAUGAACGGGGGAGAGUCCUCCCCUACACGGACACGGGCCACCUGGACAACCGGGACUACGAGAAGGAACUGGAGUAUGAAGACUUCGGAUCGGAUUUCUGUCAUGAGGACUAUCUGGAAAAGGGGGUUCCUCACAUGGGGAGUGGCGAUAAAGCAGCAGGAGACUGCCUCGACCUGAGUAAAAUCUUCUUUUCUAAUGAGGAAUAUUACAGCAAGCUGGAGGAGCUGAAAAAGGCCCACCUGCACACUAUGGCUGAGCUGGAAAGCAUGUAUCAACAAAAGCUGCAGCUCAAGUCCAUGGAGCCCUUAGAUAUGGCAACGCUGGAGCUAGGGAACAGGAUGCCCUGGCCAAAUAUAAGCCCUGCAGCUUCACAUCAUCAUUUGAGAAAGUCACACUCCGCUGUUGAACUCAGGCGGGGCUCUGGCCAGUCAGACUCAUCCGACGAGAAUGAAGCUGGCAGCAACAAUGUGGAAAAAGGUCUCCUGUUCUCUCCUAAAGAGUACAUCAGUAAUAUGUGGAAGGACUUCAAGGUGUCCCCCAACAAUCGUCACAUGUCCUCCUCCUCUCUGCACAGUAUUCCUGGAGACCAGAGGAGACUGAGGAAAAGGAGGGAGAAACGAGAGCAUGGAGAGCAGGAACACUGGAAACCCAAAGUGACUGUUCCAAAACCCUUCCAUAUGAUGCUGCGUGAAGCUGAGAAGCAGAAGCAUUGCAUAAAGACACGCUCUGAGGUUGAACUGGAGAAUGCAGAGCUGAGAAGACAGCUAGAGGAGCUGACAGAAUGCCAGAAGCAGUUUCGUGCCAGUCCUGUACCUGCACAUGUCCACCUUCCAGUUUAUGAAGAGCUGCGGGAGCGGAAUGAGGAGCGCCGGAGAACCAUGCGAGAACGAGAGGUGCACCAUCUUCGAACUGUUCAAAAGCCUUUCAGCUUCCUGGAGAGGGAGAGAUUAAAGAAAGAACAGAAACAGCUACAUCAGCAACAGGAAUCUGACCAGGACAAAGUGAAACCUUUCAAAGCGAAGCCUGUUCCAAAAUCUGUGUAUGCAGCUGCAUCAGGGGAGCAGAUGAAGGAGGAACAGUUGUAUCGCUCUAUCAAGAUACAGUUGAGGGCCCAAGAGAUGCUCCGGAGUGCUUCAGUGCCUCCCAGCAUGCUCACACGAAGUCUCAGUGAUCGGAAGAAGACCAAAGAUGGCAGCGCUGCAGCUGGAAGAGAUGAUAGCUUUUCCCACAAGCCUCAGAUAAACAAAGAGGUGCCUGAUUUCAAUGCCAGUUACAGACACUUCCAGAAGCAGCUGGAGAAAAGAAAGGAUGUGAAGCCUACAACCGCAUGUGAACCAUUUGAACUGAAGACGUCCCAGAUCUCUUCACACAGGGAGCGCAUCCUGGCAGACAUCGAGAAGGACCGUAGCAGCCCUCGGAUGCUGCGAUGGCCUUACAUCAACUCUGGAUCAGCACGGACCCCCAACUCAAGCCUCUGUUCGUCCCUCUCAGGAAGUCUGGAGCUACUUCCUGCCAAAUUUACAGGCACAACAAAAAAGCGUCAUGAAGCUGUGAGAAAGGCACUGGAACAGAGGAAAAGGGCUGAAGAAGAGGAGGAGCGUUACAGGGAAAAGCAGAGGGAGAGGGAAAAGAAGCUGCAGAGGAUGGUUUUAAAACGUGCCCAAGCAAAUGACCCUCAUCUUGCUCUUUCACAGACGCACAAGAGCAAACUGAAAGAGUUCAGGAAACAAGACCUUCAGCGCAAGAAGGAAUACAAGCAGGAGAUCAGAGAGAUGCGGGAGAGAGUGAAAGGAAGGCCACUGCUGUUGGAGCAGGUUACUCAGGCCUAAUUUUAUCUUCAUGGACGACAAUGCUCCAGCUCAUCGAGGUGGCAUCACUAGGGAACAGCCGCUGGAGACUGGGAGUACCCUGCACUUUCUCCAGACCUGAACACUAUAGAAAACCUAUAGGAUCAACUGAGUCUACGUCUAGGGUCUUGUAACCCUGAGAGCUGCCUUUCAAGAAGAGUGGGAUGCCUCGCCUCAGCAGACAAUUAGUCAACUUGUGACCAGCAUCAGAUGUCGUCGUGAAGCUGUAAUUGAUGCUCAAGAGCACAUGACACGUUAUUGAGAGAUUGACAUUUUGUUGUUGUGGUAUACCCACCACUGUUGUUGCCUUUGGUUUUAUUAAAUUGUUUGCGAUGAGAAAAAUCACCAAUACAUGCUUCUACUUAAACGCCCUGCUUUCAUGAUAUAAUAUCACUGUAGUGUGAACUUUUUAUGUUUUCCAUAAAUUUUACCUGAAAGCCACAUAUCACUAACAUACAUACAUAUAUAUAUAUAUAUAUAUAUGUAUGUAUGUUACUGUUCUAAUGAGAUGAGAUAAGUUAUCCUUGUUCUGCUGUGCUGUUUUUUUGACAGUGAUUCUGUAGAUGGAAUAGUAAUAGAAAAAUAUUAGACAUUAAAAAGUGAUCUUUCUCUAAAAAACAACUUUAAUUAAUAAGUGAUUAAUUAAUUUCUCUUUCUUAACCCUUGUAUGGUGACAGAGGAAUGCUAAACAAGCAGCAGAGAAGCAUUACAUCGAAACCCUGCGUGGAUAUGAUGUGACUGAGGACUUUAUUAGCAGCAAGGCAGACAAUUCAGCAUCUGAGCGAAAAACCUCCACACCCAGUGACAUUCAGA
Messenger RNA from Girardinichthys multiradiatus, 2920 nucleotides. It is a transcript of the gene fam161a, whose product is annotated as FAM161 centrosomal protein A. Bases 173 to 2089 code for a protein of 638 amino acids. The transcript is spliced from 6 exons. Gene Ontology annotation, biological process: cilium organization. The record is from RefSeq and is a predicted model, not a curated record. Gene Ontology annotation, cellular component: cilium. Lineage: Eukaryota; Metazoa; Chordata; Actinopteri; Cyprinodontiformes; Goodeidae.